AUGAGCGACGAAGCAGUCCCCCGCGUUUUCAUUCAAUACGAUCAAGCUUCCAAUUCGUAUCGUUCAAUACCUACGUGCAAUUCUCCUUUUAUCAACGUUCCGGCAUCAUCUCGCCCAUCAACUUCAGUUCUUGAAAACUAUCGAGACCUUUCUAAAGAUUUAGGGGGAUUCUGUCUGUCUGAAAAUCAUUGCGACGUCUAUUUCAUAUUAGAUUCCGGAGCUCGUAUACCAGCUCAUCGUUUGAUUCUUGCCGCAAGAAGCCAAUAUUUCCAAGCACUUUUGUACAACGGAAUGAAAGAAACUGAACAGAAAACUAUAAAUUUGAGAGAUACAAAUGCGGAGGCGUUCGAAUAUAUUUUAAAAUAUGCCUACACUUCGACACUCGAUCUUGCUGAAGUUGAAUUGGGGCUUCUUCUUGAAAUUCUAUCAUUAGCUCACCGUUAUCAUCUACAGACACUUGUAACUAGUCUCGGUGACUAUUUGAAGAAGUUGCUCAACAAUGACAACAUGUGCAAUAUCCUCAAUGCCGCCCAAUUCUUCGGGCUCGUUGAUCUCGCGGACUAUUGCUUAAAAUAUGCGGAUCGUCAUGCUGCAAAAAUAUUGUCAACUCAAGCAUUCCUUGAGUUAACUUGUGAUAGUUUCUCUCAAAUGCUCCAACGCGAUUCAUUCUACGCACCGGAAAUUGAGAUUUUUAAUGCCGUCAAAAGUUGGGUCGACAGUAAUCCAGAUGAAAGAAAAGGAUACGAGCACAUUUAUCGAACGAUUCGGCUUCAUCUCAUUCCACAAAAGGAUUUACUUGAAACUGUCAGACCAUCGAAACUUUUUGAUUCCGAUUCUAUUCUUGACGCAAUUACACAACAAGUCAAAAAAGAGGCAAAUUACAACUUCCGAGGUAUUAAAGUCCUCGACAGUAACAUUGCCACUUCAUACAAUGGAGCUGCUGUGAUUUGUUCGGAUAACGAACAAGGAAAGAAACUUCUUUGCGAAGAAGUCCCUGAUGAACAGAAAUGUGCCAUUCAUUAUAAUCCACGUCAAGUCAGUCAAUACAGUUCAAAGCAAGGAAUCGUUGUCGAUCUUGGACGUCCGCACAUUCUAAAUUUGAUUAUUAUGGAUUUGUGCGCAAAGGUUGAGCACCAAAUGUACUCGUACACAGUUGACAUUUGCAUUGACAAUGCUCUAGAGAUCAACUGGAUUCCAAUUGCUGAUUAUUCUUUGUACGUUUGUCGCCGUCGUCAGAGAAUCUACUUCACCGAUAAUGUUGUUCGUUUCAUUCGCGUCCGAUGUGCGGAUAAGAUGUUCCCAAAACUAGUAAUCAAACGAUUCGAAGCAAUGUACUGCUCAAGCCCAAUGCCAAUCAACUCACGUUGGCUUCUCACUGCUCCCAACACAAAUGUUGCGCUUAUUGAGAAUGACGCGCUUGUAGUGGAAGGUAUCUCACGCUGUAGAAAUGCUCUUAUUAAUGGGGAUGUAUCGACGUACGAUUGGGAUUCUGGAUACACUUGUCAUCAGAUUGGUAGUGGAAGCAUUGUUGUUCAAUUGCCGCAACCAUAUGUUAUUAGCACAAUGAAAAUACUUCUUUGGGACUGCGAUGAUCGAUAUUAUUCGUAUUAUGUCUCGGUAUCCGCUGAUCAGGUUGAGUGGAAAACUAUUGUGGAUCGUACUAAAAAGAAGUGUCGCGGUUGGCAAUAUCUUGAAUUCGAUCCAGUUCCGAUCGUGUUCAUUAAGCUUGUUGGAACUCGCAACUCGACUAACGAAGUGUUCCAUGUAGUUCACCUCGAGGCACCUGCAGAUCCGAAUUCUGAACAACCGGGACCAUUGGAAGCCCAAGAUAUAAUUGAUGGAGAAGAUUGA
Caenorhabditis bovis is the source of this 1851-nucleotide messenger RNA. The record is from the annotation of a GenBank genome assembly. Lineage: Eukaryota; Metazoa; Nematoda; Chromadorea; Rhabditida; Rhabditidae.